Branchiostoma belcheri (Belcher's lancelet) is the source of this 738-nucleotide messenger RNA. RefSeq lists its product as uncharacterized. The coding region runs from base 1 to 738 and encodes 245 amino acids. Gene Ontology annotation, cellular component: mitochondrial outer membrane. The record is from RefSeq and is a predicted model, not a curated record. Gene Ontology annotation, biological process: mitochondrial protein catabolic process; mitophagy by internal vacuole formation. The transcript is spliced from 3 exons. Lineage: Eukaryota; Metazoa; Chordata; Leptocardii; Amphioxiformes; Branchiostomatidae.
AUGAUAGAUCCUUACUACAAAUUGCGUGCGUCCCUGAAUUACAGGAUUUCUCGAAGCAUGAGCAACGACAUAACCAUGAACGAACUCAGUCUUGAAGAUACUACGAGACGAUGUCGGCCAUACAACUUGGCGAACCGGUACAAAGAGUUGGAGACGGUGGAAUGGCUCGCAGCUAAGGAGGAGCUGGAUUCGAUCCACUACUGCAAGAAAGAAAUCGUUACACAGUACCUUUGUGACGUUUUCGUAAUGGUGGGACAGGCAUCAAACCAAAGCGUAGAGCCCACUGAUAUGCAGAAUGACUUACAGAGGAAAGUCAAGGGCAUUAUCCAAGAACGGUCAGACAAAUGCAACAUUGACGACAUCAUUAAGAGGGUACAAGAAUGCAUGAGUAAGAAGGAAAAAUACCAACCCCACAUUCUGACCACAGUAAUCUGCAGCGGUAACAAGAAGGGUUUAAAAACGUACAUAUCGGAAUGCUGCCGACUUGCCUGGCGAAUGAACGUCCAGACUCCUCCCAUGACAAUCAGCGUUGAAACAGGCAUACCAUUUGAUCCGACUAUUCACGAGCGUGCUUACGACUGUGAGUCCAUUGUAGGCGAUACCGAAAUGAUAGAUUACUACGUUUGGCCCACGUUGUUUGACGCAGAAAAUCAUCUGCCUGUUAGACAAAAAGGCAGGGUGUACACAAAAAGGUCAUUAACUGCCCAAAACUACCUACCACCCUUGAGCUCGGUGUAA